Molecule: messenger RNA, 1947 nt
Organism: Opisthorchis viverrini
Lineage: Eukaryota; Metazoa; Platyhelminthes; Trematoda; Opisthorchiida; Opisthorchiidae
Exons: 4
Source: RefSeq, a predicted model, not a curated record
CACGCUCGAAGCCAGUUAAUGACAAACCUGAACAAAUUACUUCAGCUAGAGGAAUCCGCAGACUCCCCAAAGCUGUUGAAAGCGAAUAAACCACAUAAGGCCACACGCGAUGCAUCCACAACGAAUUACGAAUACCUGUUCAGUGCUUGCAAGGGAACGGACAGGCAACCGUCUGCAGGCUUUGGGAACCUGUACUGUGACCAUGGAAGAUCUGGGAUUGACGUAAACAAGAAACAACAGCCAGGGCAAGAAAGUUCGUUCAGACUGAAUGAUCAAGAAUGCCAGACAGACUUCCCCAUGAAGACGCACCACAAUGCACUCUACGAACACAUGUCGGUCUCAGGUGAUCAGAUCAACGAUUGUGCAACUGAAGAUAACUCACCAUGUUUACCAAACAAAGCCCCAGUAAAACCUUUAUUCGACCUUGGUGUGCAGUCUACAACGGUAUCAGCCUUGGCAGCAGUGGCUGCGGUUGCUGCAGCUUCCUUCUUGUCAAAGACAAUGAACCAGGUGCAUGGGGUAACAGAGGUUCCUAACCCUAGACGAUCGUCAGAUCAAUUGCAGUCACAGGCAGCAGACAAGCAGGAACGCAGGCAAGGAGCGGAAUCCUGCACCCCAGUGUUACAACGUAUACUACCAUCCGAUAAGGCGGCAGGGAAAAUGAACCCAAUGGAUUGUUUGACACAAUCUUCUCAGUCAAGCACACAACAUCUCCCAAAAUUUGUGGUUCAAGAUGAACCAAAAUCAAUUAGUUUUCCACUAGACCAUACCAGUGAACUUAAAGGAUUGAAGAGAGGAACGUUCGAAAAGAAGCCAUCCAGCAUUCAUCAGAACUCACAGGUGCCACACGGAGAGAACGAAGGAAUGCCAAGCCCACCGGGCUUAUGCUGUGGUAUCCAAUUCCCAUAUGGUGAGGAAAUUCACCCUUCCAUGCCAGAAAACACGAUUUUUGGGAAAAAGGACUGUUCACUGUCAGAAUCCGAAUCCUCUGCACGGGUUUGUUCAAGAUUUUCCGAGCGAAUCCAGUUGGCACGCAAUUAUGUAGACAGACUCUAUGGCCCUGGUACAACGAAACAUUUGAUCCAGGAAACUACACACCACAUUCGUCCAACUUCCCGUCGCUGUUCUCUGGAAGCCGUUUCAGACAGCUUUUACGAUGGAGGAGAAACCUACGCAGAUGUGCUCGACAACUGUUGUAAUUUACCUCAGUGUCAGAGACGUUUUGAGUACUUAUCAAAACAAGAGAACAACGUCUAUCGAAAUCCAGCAGAUGACAAGAUCUUGGCUGAAUCAACACAGGUACCGAACACUUCGACCAAUACGUUGAAGCCAACGCCAAUCCAAAUUGUUAAACCCGCACUGAGAUCAAUAAACGCCGCAGACUCUAGCGGGUUCGACACCGGAUCACCAUCAGACAGUGAUGAUCUGUCUGCAAAAUCAGCCCAGAUCCUAAGCCGAGCACGUACGGACGCAUACCGAAAUAUGCGCAACUUCGCAACUGAUAGUGCACAAACAGAACAACAAGAAAAGAGCAAGAAACCGAAAAGUGUACUAAUAUCGGAGUCCUCGAGGGAGAGACGACAGCGUGAGCUGCAGAAGAAUAAUUGUCCACAGCGGACAGUGGUUUGGGAAGACGAACUUUACAAUGGCUCGUAUCAAAAGUCCAAAGGGGAACACUCUGAUUCUCUCAUUGGAACUAAGGUUAACAACAUUCCUACUUUCAACCUAAUUGAUUGUGAGCAACGGGGGAGUUCCAGUGCUUCACAUAUGAAUUUAAGUCUGACUGAGGAAGAUUUUAACAGACGCCCUGGAAUGUUUCUGCCUGUCCAACAAAAAAAACUAAGACGCCCCUGUCUUGUCGUUCCUACCAAACAAACGUAUUCACUCUUUGGGAUUGUGAUUGGUUUGUCCGACGCCUCGAACUACGACCCAAAACCCGUUCCGCUG